GCCAAGCUGCAGCCCCCGCUAAAGCAUUGGAUCCCUCAACGUACUGCGAGAGCCCGGUGUACAGCCCGGACCUGUGCCCCAACAUGAUCGCCGCCCAGGCCAAGCUGGUGUACCAGCUCAACAAGUACUACACGGAGCGCUGCCAGGCACGCAAGGCGGCCAUCGCUAAGACCAUCCGCGAGGUGUGCAAGGUGGUGUCGGACGUGCUGAAGGAGGUGGAGGUGCAGGAGCCGCGCUUCAUCAGCUCGCUGAGCGAGAUCGACGCCCGCUACGAGGGGCUGGAGGUGAUCUCGCCCACCGAGUUCGAGGUGGUGCUCUACCUCAACCAGAUGGGCGUCUUCAACUUCGUGGACGACGGCUCCCUGCCAGGCUGCGCCGUGCUCAAGCUGAGCGACGGCCGCAAGCGCAGUAUGUCGCUCUGGGUGGAGUUCAUCACGGCCUCGGGCUACCUGUCGGCGCGCAAGAUCCGCUCCCGCUUCCAGACGCUGGUGGCCCAGGCCGUGGACAAGUGCAGCUACCGCGACGUGGUGAAGAUGAUCGCGGACACCAGCGAGGUGAAGCUGCGCAUCCGCGAGCGCUACGUGGUGCAGAUCACACCCGCCUUCAAGUGCACAGGCAUCUGGCCGCGCAGCGCGGCGCAGUGGCCCAUGCCACACAUCCCCUGGCCCGGCCCCAACCGUGUGGCCGAGGUGAAGGCAGAGGGCUUCAACCUGCUCUCCAAGGAGUGCUACUCGCUGACGGGCAAACAGAGCUCGGCCGAGAGCGACGCCUGGGUGCUGCAGUUUGGCGAGGCCGAGAACCGGCUGCUGAUGGGCGGCUGCCGCAACAAGUGCCUCUCGGUGCUCAAGACGCUGCGGGACCGGCACCUGGAGCUGCCCGGGCAGCCGCUCAACAACUACCACAUGAAGACGCUGCUGCUGUACGAGUGCGAGAAGCACCCGAGGGAGACCGACUGGGACGAGGCGUGCCUGGGCGACCGCCUCAACGGCAUCCUGCUGCAGCUCAUCUCCUGCCUGCAGUGCCGCCGCUGCCCGCACUACUUCCUGCCCAACCUCGACCUCUUUCAGGGCAAGCCCCACUCGGCCCUAGAGAGCGCCGCCAAACAGACCUGGAGGCUGGCCCGGGAGAUCCUCACCAAUCCCAAAAGCCUCGACAAACUAUAGGGCCGGCGCCCGGGCGCAAGCCGCUCGUCCCCCGGUACCGCGGCGGCCACAGACUGCUACGG
Molecule: messenger RNA, 1225 nt
Organism: Lagopus leucura (white-tailed ptarmigan)
Lineage: Eukaryota; Metazoa; Chordata; Aves; Galliformes; Phasianidae
Gene: MAB21L2
Product: mab-21 like 2
Exons: 1
Coding region: 84-1163 (359 amino acids)
Source: RefSeq, a predicted model, not a curated record